GACAAGGAAAAUGCACAGCACGGGACAAGUGCUCGCCGGGGAGUUGACAAUUCUUUUCUGGCCUUGGGAGCAGGAACCGAGGGAGAGUGAACACUUCAAAUUUGAACCAUCUUAUCGCAUCCCAGUGUAUAUCUUUGACCGGACAUCCGCCCAUUCGAGUAGCUGUCGUCCGUCAGUCGUCCCUUCCAUCUUCGCCUUCCUCUCGCAAGGCGCAGAGCGCGCUGCCACACCCUCUGUCUCUGUGUUAGCCUGCUGUGUCGGCCAAUGGCUCGAGCGCCGCUGCUUCUCGCGCUGCUGUCCCUUGCGGCCCUCGGCUCAGCCGGUGGCGCCAAUGCGGCGGGGAGGAAGAUGGUCGGCGUGUACGAGCUCAAGAAGGGCGAUUUCUCCGUCAAGGUCACCAACUGGGGAGCCACCAUCACCUCCGUCGUCCUCCCUGAUUCCAGAGGGAAUUUGGCUGAUGUAGUGCUUGGCUAUGACACCGUUGCUGAAUAUGUGAAUGGUUCUGGUUACUUUGGAGCGCUUGUCGGACGAGUAGCCAACAGAGUUGCUAACGCACGCUUCGUGCUCGAUGGAAAAGUCUAUCAUUUGUAUGCUAACGAUGGCAAGAACGCACUUCACGGUGGCCACAGGGGCUUCAGCAAAGUUAUAUGGACGGUUAAGGAAUAUGUUGGCGGCGGUGACUCCCCAUACAUCACAUUGUACUACCACAGCUUUGACGGAGAACAAGGGUUCCCAGGAGACCUGGACGUGUAUGUGACGUACCAGCUGUCGACCCCGUACAUGCUGAGCGUGCACAUGAACGCGACGGCCGUGAACAAGGCCACCCCGGUGAACCUGGCGCAGCACACGUACUGGAACCUGGGCGGCCAGGGCAGCGGCGACGUCCUCCGCAACACGGUGCAGCUCUUCGCGUCCCGGUACACGCCCGUGGACAGCGCGCUCAUCCCGACGGGCGCGCUCGCGCCCGUGGCCGGCACGCCCUACGACUUCCGGUCCCCGACCCCCGUGGGCGCGCGCAUCCACCAGGUCUCGGGCGGCGGCGCCGGCAUCUACGGCUACGACACCAACUACGCCGUGGACGGGGAGGCAGGGGCGCUGCGGAAGGUGGCCGUCGUCCGGGACGGCGCGUCGGGGCGGGCGCUGGAGCUAUGGGCGAACCAGCCCGGGGUGCAGUUCUACACGGGCAACUUCCUCAAGGACGUCAAGGGGAAGGGCGGGAAGGUGUACGGGCAGUACGGCGCGCUGUGCCUGGAGACGCAGGCGUUCCCGGACGCCGUGAACCACCCCAACUUCCCUUCGGUGAUCGUCAGGCCCGGCGGGGUGUACAAGCACGACAUGGUGUUCAAGUUCUCGUUCUAGCCAGUGUUGGCGACUUCGGUUAAUCUGUUGUGAGCUGUGGCCUGGGAGGAUACAUCAUAAUAUCUUAUUCGAAGUUAAUUUGGAAAUAACAAUUAUUGUUGGGUUU
Messenger RNA from Phragmites australis (common reed), 1465 nucleotides. RefSeq lists its product as uncharacterized. Bases 265 to 1359 code for a protein of 364 amino acids. Gene Ontology annotation, molecular function: aldose 1-epimerase activity; carbohydrate binding. The record is from RefSeq and is a predicted model, not a curated record. Lineage: Eukaryota; Viridiplantae; Streptophyta; Magnoliopsida; Poales; Poaceae. The transcript is spliced from 5 exons. Gene Ontology annotation, biological process: beta-D-galactose catabolic process via UDP-galactose, Leloir pathway; glucose metabolic process.